AUGAUGCUUCGUACUAUCUGCACUUCCAGCCUACCUUUAAUCACAAGGCUAGCUCCGAGGGCUGCAAUGACCCACUUGCCCGCCACAAUGCUGCUCAUCCGUCGUCAUUACAAUAACAACGCUUCAUCCCAAAGAACGAUCUUCGAUACUGAUCAUGACGAGGAGGAACGACGCCAUCUCGCUGAAGCCAACAAGAAGCAGCAGCUACCAGACGACAAACCUUGGGAUGGUGAUGAGCCUGUGAAUCACUCUGUCCUGAGAAUGAUCAUGGAUAAAUACCGUGCUCCAUUAAGAGUAGAAGGUGCUGCGCGCAGAAAUAUACCACAACCUCAAUCAUCCUAUGUACCACCGCCACCACCUCAGAAAGACGAAAAGAGCUCUCAACUCAAGAAGAUAGAGCGGGAACAAAAGGAACGACAACGAAAGCAGAAUCGAAUCAUGAACGCCAAAGACACUGCUUUCGACUAUGCCAUGAAUAGAAAAUACCCCAUGGAUGAAGAGAAAGCACAUGUAGCCGAGAACAUUGUGAGGUCGCAAGCAAAGAAGGAUGUCGACUGGGAAGACUGGGAUUUGGAGGAGAAGCCUCGACAUAUCAACGAAUUGGGUCUCUUGUCUGACGCUCGCAUUCGAGCUGCGAGAGUUAGAGGUGAAUUUGAUGAUCUGCCUGGUCGUGGUAAGCCUAUAGCAGAGGACCCGCUUUUGAACAACCCGUUUGUCGAUCGCACAGAAUACUUCCUUAACCGUAUUAUUCAGCGAAAUGGCGCUGCUCCUCCUUGGGUCAUGAUGCAGCAAGAAGUGGACACAGAAGUCUCGUCGAUACGCUCUCAAAUGAAUUCUGCCAUCAAGCGCUGUGUGGAUCAAGUCAAGCACGAGAGAUCCGUGGUGAACAAAUCUUUGGUGCUUGCGCAAUUCGACAAGAUGGAAAAGUCUUAUUUGAAUAAGGAAUUGGGUCGAGUGAACAUGCGAGUGAGAAGCUACAAUGUCAUGUGUCCUGCUCCUGUCAGAAAACCCUUAUUGGAAUUUGAUAGUGAAAUUAAGUCUGUUAUAGAAAAAAUUAGCUUAAAUUGA
This is a messenger RNA of Mucor velutinosus, 1068 nucleotides long. RefSeq lists its product as uncharacterized. The transcript has a single exon. The record is from RefSeq and is a predicted model, not a curated record. NCBI's taxonomy places the organism in Eukaryota, Fungi, Mucoromycota, Mucoromycetes, Mucorales, Mucoraceae. Bases 1 to 1068 code for a protein of 355 amino acids.